This is a messenger RNA of Sapajus apella (tufted capuchin), 1160 nucleotides long. Its product is annotated as beta-1,4-galactosyltransferase 7-like. The record is from RefSeq and is a predicted model, not a curated record. The transcript is spliced from 5 exons. Gene Ontology annotation, molecular function: xylosylprotein 4-beta-galactosyltransferase activity. The coding region runs from base 1 to 882 and encodes 293 amino acids. Gene Ontology annotation, biological process: carbohydrate metabolic process; proteoglycan biosynthetic process. Lineage: Eukaryota; Metazoa; Chordata; Mammalia; Primates; Cebidae.
AUGGGGGAUUAUUCUGGGGAGAAGGGCAGCUCUGUGACCUGGGAAUGGUUCAGAUGGCUUCCCAGGAGUGGGUGGCAUGGAUUGGGUGUAAAGAGGUCCCGGCGGCUCUCUGGCGGCCUCCCUCGAAAAUGCUCCGUCUUCCACCUCUUCGUGGCCUGUCUCUUACUGGGCUUCUUCUCCCUACUCUGGCUGCAGCUCAGCUGCUCUGGUGACGUGGCCCGGGAAGCCAGGGGACAAGGGCAGGAGACCUCCGGUCCUCCCCGAGCCUGCCCCCCAGAGCCGCCCCCUGAGCACUGGGAAGAAGAUGCAUCAUGGGGCCCCCACCGCCUGGCAGUGCUAGUGCCCUUCCGUGAACGCUUCGAGGAGCUCCUGGUCUUUGUGCCCCACAUGCACCGCUUCCUGAGCAGGAAGAAGGUCCAGCACCACAUCUACGUGCUCAACCAGGUGGACCACUUCAGGUUCAACCGAGCAGCGCUCAUCAACGUGGGCUUCCUGGAGAGCAGCAACAGCACGGACUACAUUGCUAUGCACGACGUUGACCUGCUCCCUCUCAACGAGGAGCUGGACUAUGGCUUCCCUGAGGCUGGGCCCUUCCACGUGGCCUCCCCGGAGCUCCACCCUCUCUACCACUACAAGACCUAUGUUGGCGGCAUCCUGCUGCUGUCCAAGCAGCACUACCAGCUGGUGAGGCCCGGACAGCCCCCUCUGCUCAGGCUGCAGAUGGUGGGCAGGACGGGGCAGUGCCUCUGGGGCCCAACAGAUGGAGCCCUGCCCCAGCCUGGCAGGGAAACCCGGGAGCAGCCACAGUGCGAGGAGCAGGCGAGCCAGUCAGCCACAGCAGCGGAACCCCUGGAAGCUGGCUUCAGAAACCUGGGGAGUUAGUGGCCCUCAGCAUUGAAGAGUGUGGGGGGCGGUUCAGGUGCAGCUUGCCCACGUCCUGGACAGUGUCACUGGGGCCCUGUUUCUCUGUCCAUCUCUCAGCUCUGCCUUCCCUGCACUGGGUUUAUUUGCAAGGUGGUAGUUGUCACUGCAGCCGGUAUCCUAGAUGGGUAUCCAGGGCCCAGUCUGGUGGGAGACGGGGGCCCUUUCCUUGUAGCUCAGGCAGGAGUCCGGCUCUGAGCCGCACUGGCUCAUGAUUGGCAGGCUUGAGUACUGAACCC